Messenger RNA from Jaminaea rosea, 685 nucleotides. RefSeq lists its product as hypothetical. The transcript is spliced from 4 exons. Gene Ontology annotation, molecular function: protein binding. The record is from RefSeq and is a predicted model, not a curated record. The annotation marks the transcript as partial. NCBI's taxonomy places the organism in Eukaryota, Fungi, Basidiomycota, Exobasidiomycetes, Microstromatales.
CCUUUUUCACCGCCCCGCCCGCCCAGCAUGGCGGCCCGCAAGCCCCUGGUCCUUGGUGUGGCCGAGUGGGAAAAGAAGCUGAAUGAGGUCCACGUUAACAAGGAUGACCUAAAUCGCCUCGUGAUGGACUACCUAGUAAUCGAAGGUUACAAGGAUGCUGCAGCCCGCUUCUCCCUCGAGACGGGGUUGCGACCACAGGUGGAUUUGGCCAGCAUCGAGGACCGAAUGACCAUCCGAGCUGCCAUUGAGAGGGGGGAUGUUGAGGAGGCCAUUGGCAGAGUCAAUGAGCUGGAUCCUGAGAUCCUGGACAAUUCCCCGCUCCUCUUCUUCCACCUCCAGCAACAACGCCUCAUCGAGCUCAUUCGCGCCAACCGCAUAGGUGAAGCCCUUCACUUCGCCGCCGAGGAGCUGGCCCCGCGCGGCGAGGAGUAUCCUGAACUCCUCCCCGAACUCGAACGUACAAUGGCCCUACUCGCCUUUGAUCUUCCCUCCUCCUCCUCCACUGCCAGCACCGCCGCGCUCCCCGCUCCCCCGCAUGUAGCGUCUCUGCUCUCACCGUCGCAGAAGCUCAAGACGGCUGGCGAGCUCAAUGCCGCCAUCCUUGCGAGCCAGAGUCAGGGGAGUGACCCAAAGUUGCCGCAGAUGCUGAGGAUGAUGGCGUGGGGUGAGGACUUGUUGAGGACCG